UGCGGUCCGGGCGGGGAUGCAAGGGGGCCCCCCGCGCCCCCCACCAUGGCAGCCUCAGGAGCCCCGGAGGAAUGUGACAUUCUGAUCGUCUUCAGCCAGGACGCAAGAGAGUGGUCCCAGUACCUCCAAAAAGUCUUCCAGUCGAGCCGGCAGGUGCGCCACCAACCCGUCCUGACCUACGAGCUGAACGCCGGCGAGGCCAUCGCCACAGAGGACUUGAGCUUCUUCGCCAAGAGUCGCUGCAUCGUCGUGCUCCUGUCCGCCGAGCUGGUGCGGAGCUUCUACCGGCCGGCCGUGCUGGGCGGCCUCCGGUGGGCCCUCCGGCCCCCGCACAGGGUGAUCCGCCUGUUCUGCGGGGUGGACGACUCGGAGGAUUUCCCGGCCUUCUUCGAGGACUGGGCCCUGUGGCAGGAGCUCACCUACGACGACGAGCCCGAGGCCUACGUGGCCGCCGUGAAGAAGGCCAUCUCCGAAGAUUCUGGCUGCGACUCGGUCACGGACACGGAGCCCGAGGACGAGAAGACCCCCCGGUAUUCGAGGCAGAUUGCUUCAAGUCCGCAGCAGCAGGUCCCGCUCUUGGCCAGCAGCCCCGCGGGGACACCGAUGGUGGUCCAGCCGGCUCGGAUCCGCUGUGGGGCCCAGACCACAGUUUACGUUAUCGUGAAAUGCAAGCUGGAUGACCGGGUCAAGACGGAAGCCGAGUUUGCUCCCGAGAGCUCCCCGUCCGUGCGAGUGACCGCCAGGCUGGAGAAUGAGUACACCGUCGCCAUUGAGGCCCCCGACUUAACGUCCGGGGAAGUUUCCCUGAGAGUCUACUCGGGCGAUCUGGUGGUAUGUGAAACCAAUAUCAGCUACUACACCGACAUGGAAGAAAUCGGAAAUUUACUGGCCGGUGCGGCUAAUCCCGUGGAGUUCAUGUGCCAGGCUUUUAAAAUCGUUCCCUACAAUCUGGAAACCUUGGACAAGCUGCUCACGGAGUCCCUGAAGAAGAACAUUCCCUCCAGCGGGCUGCACCUGUUUGGAAUCAACCAACUGGAGGAGGAAGAUAUGAUGAGAAACCAAAGGGAUGAGGAGCUGCCUACGUUACUUCAUUUUGCUGCAAAGUACGGACUGAAGAACCUGACCGCCCUGCUGCUCACAUGUCCCGGAGCCUUGCAAGCCUACAGCGUGGCCAAUAAGUUCGGCCACUACCCCAACACGAUCGCCGAGAAGCAUGGCUACAGGGACCUCAGGCAGUUCAUCGACGAAUAUGUGGAAACCGUAGACAUGCUGAAGAGUCACAUCAAGGAGGAACUGAUGCAAGGAGACGACGAUGACUCCGUGUACGAGUCGAUGGCCCACCUCUCCACAGACCUGCUCAUGAAAUGCUCCCUCAACCCCGGCUGUGACGAAGAGCUGUACGAGUCCAUGGCUGCCUUCGCUCCCGCCUCGACGGAAGAUCUCUAUGUUGAGAUGCUUCAGUCCGGUGCCUCUAACCCAGCCUCAGGAGAUUCUGUCCCUCUGACCACCAAGGAUUCAAUGAUCCGCAAGUUUUUGGAAGGCAACAGCAUGGACGGGGCCGACGUGGACAGCGAGCUGUAUCCCCCGGGCGAGAAUGAAGACGUUUACCACAUGGUGAACGAAGACAACAGCUUUCCUGUGGAGCUGGCCCACAGGCCCCCCGUCCCGGUGCCCAGGCCGGAGGCCAGCGUCCAGUCCAGCCCCCAAAUGGGCCUGGAUGAACCCUACAUUUCCAAAGUGUUUGGAGAGAGAAAUCGAGAAAGGCCUGGAAACCUGUACACGUCGGCAGAGAGCAUGAGGGCAGAACCAGCCGUCAGGCCUACAAGAGACAGACCCCAGUCAAGCAUAUACGACCCAUUUGCUGGGAUGAAGACUCCCGGUCAGCGGCAGCUCAUUACCCUACAGGAGCAAGUGAAACUCGGCAUCGUCAAUGUGGACGAGGCCGUGCUCCAUUUCAAGGAAUGGCAGCUCAAUCAGAAGAAGAGAUCAGAGUCAUUUCGCUUUCAACAGGAAAAUCUCAAACGACUGAGGGACAGCAUUACCCGAAGACAGAAGGAGAAGCAAAAGUCAGGGAAGCACCCCGACAUAGAAAUCACCGUCCCCAUCCGGCACUCCCAGCAGUUUGGCGGGAGGGUGGAAUUUGGGGUCUACGAAAGCGGCCCCAGAAAGAGCGUCUUCCCUCAGAGGAAGGAGCUAAGGCGGGGAGAUUGGAAGACCGAAAGCACCUCGAGCACAGCAAGUAGCGCCAGCAAUCGAUCGAGUACCCGCAGCAUCCUCAGCGUCAGCAGCGGGAUGGAGGGAGAUAAUGAGGACAACGAAGUUCCGGAAGUCAACAGGAGUCGCAGCCCAGUAUCCCAGCCCAGUGACAGAUCAUCCUUCUUGUCUCUCGAGAGGCCUCCGAGGAUCCCUCCCCGAGCAGCUUCCAACAGGCCACCAUCAAGGGAUAGCUUUCUCCCUCCUCCUCCUAUUCCACCAAGAGGUCGCUGAUCCUUUCAAGAUCUUCCUACGGUGGGACACUGGAACACUGCUUAUUAAAAACUGGUCUCCGCUUAGAGGAGAAAAGCCGGUGGUUUUUCAGUACUUCGUGGAUAUAGUCGUGUUGACUUUCCUGAGAUCUCCCAGAUUUGGACUGAUUUUAUCUGCUGAUACUAACAUACUGCUGUGAGAACUGGCGUUCCUCAGCCACGAAGAACUGAGGAACCAACAAUUUCCCCCAUCACCGGCAAACCUGACGGGGAUAAAUAUUUUUGUUUGAUCAAAGCCGGAAGAUCGGCCUUGUUCUGAGGGUGCGGAAAAGGAAGAGGAUUUUUUUUUUCAGAAGUGUACUUUAUAAAAUAGUUUUCCUGAAAUGUCUUUACCAUAUCACCUCAGGAUUCUCAUAGCCAUGGGAUCAACCUCAGGCCACGUGGGGCUUAUUGUUGGCCAGGGGGAUGAUUUGUGUGGAUUCCUUACAGCAGGGCAUGAAGGAGAUCGUUGGUGAUCUUUGAGAGCGCAGGAUCUUUGGAGCGAAGGGGGCAGAAGCGGGAUUGGAGAGGGGGGUCAAGGAGAGAAUUGAAGUCUUCCACUUUCAAGGAGAGGAAGUGGAGAGAGUAGGUUUGAGUCCAUCAGAGCUUAAUCACAGUAGAAGGAGCCGUGAGCCUGGGGAAGUGGAGGGGAGGUUGCAAUAAGCACCCUUAUUUGCGGGGCUUUUGGGUGAUCCGACCUUGCAUGAAGGAGGCCCUUCCACUUGACCUUCCACUUGGUGAGGUCAUUAUGUGGGUGGAGAAAGAGAAACCCUGGGAACUCACGGGAGAGGGAGGUCAUGGGUUCUAAUCCCGGCUCCGCCGCUUGUCAGCUGUGUGACUUUGGGCAAGUCACUUCACUU
Molecule: messenger RNA, 3364 nt
Organism: Tachyglossus aculeatus (Australian echidna)
Lineage: Eukaryota; Metazoa; Chordata; Mammalia; Monotremata; Tachyglossidae
Gene: PIK3AP1
Product: phosphoinositide-3-kinase adaptor protein 1
Exons: 17
Coding region: 46-2487 (813 amino acids)
Biological process (GO): signal transduction
Cellular component (GO): cytosol
Molecular function (GO): phosphatidylinositol 3-kinase regulatory subunit binding; signaling receptor binding
Source: RefSeq, a predicted model, not a curated record